GUUCGGCCGGACGGCGGUUGACCGACAGGGCCGUUUCUGAUUGGUGGCAGUAACCAAGGAAAUAGACCCUCCCCCCCCCCCCUCCCCUGUAGUCGGUUGCCGGAUGAAACGCCGCCGCCAUGUUUACGCACGGCCGUGAGAAGGGACGUCGGCUUCAGAAAUAAUAAUAAUAAUAAUAAUGGCGUUAAUAAGAAGGAAAGGACGAGGCCGCGAAGGUGGCCGUGCCAAAUAGCCGGAGGAUUUUUUAUUUAUACGUGAGGAGAGUUGCUAGCAUUUAUUUUUACACCGAGAGAGUAACGGGAAGAUACCGAAUGCGCGGAGGGCUGGCGCGUCUAUCGCCAUGAGCCGACCUUCGUCAGCCGGCGGCGGGAAAACAGGGAAACACACGGCGGCGGCCGUGGCGGCAACGGGUGGUGGCGGUGCUGCUGCUGGAGGAGGAGGCGGUGGAGGAGGUGGCGGCGGCGCCGGCGGUAGUUCAACUAUAGCAGCAGCGGCGGCGGCGGCAGCGGCUGCGGCGGCGACGGCGACGACGGCUGCCGGAGGUUCCACCCCGCCUCAGCCCGAGCUCACUUCCCUCUUCGAGUGUCCAGUCUGCUUUGAUUAUGUUCUUCCCCCCAUCCUACAAUGCCAGGCCGGCCACUUGGUGUGCAACCAAUGCCGGCAAAAACUUUCUUGCUGUCCGACAUGCAGGGGCCCGCUCACCCCCAGUAUCAGAAACCUGGCCAUGGAGAAGGUGGCUUCUACCAUCCCUUUCCCAUGUAAGUACGCCUCGGCUGGUUGUCUCUUGUCGUUGCACCACACGGAAAAGCCAGAGCAUGAAGAGGUGUGUGAAUUUCGCCCAUACAUGUGCCCGUGCCCAGGAGCCUCCUGCAAGUGGCAAGGAUCAUUGGAGGCAGUCAUGCCUCAUCUCAUGCAUGCGCAUAAAAGCAUUACAACGCUUCAAGGGGAGGACAUAGUAUUUCUGGCAACUGACAUCAACCUUCCUGGUGCUGUGGAUUGGGUUAUGAUGCAAUCCUGCUUUGGUCACCACUUCAUGCUGGUGUUAGAGAAACAAGAGAAGUAUGAAGGCCACCAACAAUUUUUUGCUAUUGUUCUUCUGAUAGGCACGCGAAAGCAAGCAGAAAACUUUGCCUACAGACUGGAAUUAAAUGGUAACCGUAGACGCCUCACAUGGGAGGCCACUCCAAGGUCGAUCCACGAUGGAGUUGCAGCAGCAAUCAUGAACAGUGAUUGUUUAGUUUUUGAUACUUCAAUUGCUCAUCUUUUUGCAGAUCAUGGGAACCUGGGUAUUAAUGUUACUAUCUCAAUGUGCUAAUUGCAUUGUUAUAAUACAGCUGUUUACAUGUAACCAAUAGAAUGUUUGUUUGAUUCGGAGGAUGCAGUAGGCAAAAGAAUGCAGUUCUAUAUACUUCUAAGCACCGUGCUUGUGUAAUUGGUGCUCGCCCAUUUGACUGCUUCAUGAGUGCAUGUUGUGGAAUGUAAUGCUCAGCACGUGGUUCCAGAUCUGACUAAGAGAAGAUGGAAACAAAACAGCAAAACCAAUCCAAGUUGAUGAAGCCGUUUUAUAAAUGGUUGUUUUAAAAAAAAGACAUCUUUCCCUGCUUUGUGUUUCUUUAAAUUUACUUGAGGCAAGUUAUUCAAGAUGUAUUUAUAUUACGGGUCCAGUGUAUAGAACUACAUUAUAUGCCACAUCAGUACUUAAAUGCAAAGCCAGUAGAUGCUUGUGCCUAUCUUAAAUAUGCUUCAGGACAACAGUAUCGUAAUAGUUAUUUAUGAAAAUCAAUAAUGUUGAAAUGAAAAGUCAUGGAAUGAAUUUAUUCUCUGUUCUUUGCCAUGGAAACUGGAUUUUGUUGCAAUUUUCUUUUGGGCAAAAAGGCAGGAACAAAGUUGUAAAGAGCAGCAAUGAGGAUUCCCUUUAAGUAAAGCAGUCAAUGAUAAAUUAAGCUUCAGCAUUGUCCACUGUUGUUUUAUUUUUUUUAAUCUUUAAUUCCUGUUGUAUCACUUGUGUCAGAUUGGAUUCGAUUCAAAUCAUUUUUUAUGAAAUUGUCAAAUAUGUAAACGGUGACUGCAGUUUCACAUUUUGAAUAAUGCUUAUUAUUUGUAGCCUAAACUGUUGGUGUAAUGACCCUACAACAUGUAAUGAGCAUAUUGCCCAGCUUCGUGGCUGAAUUGCACAGCCACUUUGCAUCACCAAUUUAAUCAUAUUUUAAUUUUUAAAAGAUUGAAAUGCUGGAAAAAUUGCAUAGAGCCAGCCAGUAUUUAUUAAUGAAUUAGAGAUGUUAGCUAUGUUUUCUGACUUUUAAAUAAUAUUGAGCUAAAUAUUGUUUGAGUUGAAAUUAAAAAUUGAGUUUAACCAACGUGCUAGUAGAACACUAAAAAUUCCAAGAAUUUCUUGGAAUCGUGCUUGAUUUAUUUAAUUAGUCAAUUAAUUUUGUAAAUGUUAAAAUGGUGAUGGUGUAUGAAAUGUUCUGUCCUCUUCCUCUUGCCUCCUUUCAUUCCCACACCUCCUCCACCAACCUCCUUGGAGGGGAGAGGAAAAAACAACACACAUCCCUUUGAGACGUUAAAUCUGGUACACAAUUACCUCACACUGUUCUACCAGCUCUUAGAACUUUGUUCUUUUACUUUUGAUCCCUCUCUUUCCUCACAAACAUUGUCUUUAACACUUCUGGUUUAUUAAAAGAAUAUGUACCUAGCCAGCUUUCAUUGUUGGUUCAGUUACUUCUCUCUCCAUAUGAAUCACCUCUUAUCACUGAUUUU
Molecule: messenger RNA, 2760 nt
Organism: Amblyraja radiata (thorny skate)
Lineage: Eukaryota; Metazoa; Chordata; Chondrichthyes; Rajiformes; Rajidae
Gene: siah2l
Product: seven in absentia homolog 2 (Drosophila)-like
Exons: 2
Coding region: 341-1315 (324 amino acids)
Biological process (GO): multicellular organism development; proteasome-mediated ubiquitin-dependent protein catabolic process
Cellular component (GO): cytoplasm
Molecular function (GO): ubiquitin conjugating enzyme binding; ubiquitin protein ligase activity; zinc ion binding
Source: RefSeq, a predicted model, not a curated record